This is a messenger RNA of Scaptodrosophila lebanonensis, 1202 nucleotides long. RefSeq names its product splicing factor 3B subunit 4 (gene Spx). Gene Ontology annotation, molecular function: RNA binding. Gene Ontology annotation, cellular component: nucleolus; U12-type spliceosomal complex. The record is from RefSeq and is a predicted model, not a curated record. The transcript is spliced from 3 exons. Bases 103 to 1125 code for a protein of 340 amino acids. NCBI's taxonomy places the organism in Eukaryota, Metazoa, Arthropoda, Insecta, Diptera, Drosophilidae. Gene Ontology annotation, biological process: positive regulation of mRNA splicing, via spliceosome.
AAUUGCACAAAGAUAAAGAAGAAGAAUAGUUGCCGCUUGUGUGGAAAAUAUUAAUAAAUAUUUAAGAAAAUACAUAUAAAAUAACAAUAUUAUUCUUCUAAAAUGGCCGCAGGUCCCAUUGCCGAACGUAAUCAAGAUGCCACAAUCUAUGUCGGCGGAUUGGACGACAAAGUAUCCGAAACAUUGCUCUGGGAGCUGUUUGUGCAGGCCGGUCCAGUUGUUAUUGUGCACAUGCCAAAGGAUCGCGUCACACAAAUGCAUCAGGGAUAUGGUUUCGUGGAAUUCCUAAGCGAGGAGGACGCCGACUAUGCUAUUAAAAUUAUGAACAUGAUCAAGCUAUAUGGCAAGCCUAUACGCGUGAAUAAGGCAUCGGCGCAUCAAAAGAAUCUGGAUGUUGGCGCUAAUAUAUUCAUUGGCAAUUUAGAUCUAGAGGUGGACGAGAAACUCCUGUACGAUACAUUCUCUGCCUUUGGCGUUAUACUUCAAACACCAAAAAUUAUGCGUGAUCCCGAAACGGGCAACUCUAGAGGUUUUGCGUUCAUAAAUUUCGCCAGUUUCGAGGCUAGUGACGCUGCCAUGGACGCCAUGAACGGACAAUAUCUUUGCAAUCGUCCAAUUUCGGUUUCCUAUGCCUUUAAAAAGGAUUCCAAGGGCGAACGCCACGGCUCUGCUGCAGAACGUUUACUGGCUGCCCAGAAUCCCUCGGCACACGCAGAUCGUCCACAUCAGCUGUUCGCCGAUGCGCCUGUACAGAAUAUAAUGCCGGUUAUGCCUGGUCAAAUGAUACCGCCACCCUUGAUGGCACCACCACCGCCAGUGGUGCCUGUCUCAAAUCAAAAUUUAAACAUGAUAGCACCGCCACCGCCCGUGCCGCAGCCUACUCCAUUUCCAGCAACGAUACCACCACCGCCAUUGCCGCCAAUGGGGGGCGGACAACCACCACUGCCUCCGACGAUGGGCAUCCCACCACCACCACGCAUGCUGCAGCCACCAAACGCUUGGGCACCACCCGGCAUUCCCGCGCCACCACCACGCCCGCCACAAGCCAAUUGGCGUCCACCACCUGUGCCAUUCGCGCCGGCCCCUUUUGCACGCCCCUACCAGCCAGAUGGCUAUCAGUACUAAUGUAACUAUAAGAAAUGUACAAGUCGUAGUUAUAGCAAUUUAGACGAGCUAAUAAAAUACACAAUACAUUUUAUAAA